Tarenaya hassleriana is the source of this 1584-nucleotide messenger RNA. RefSeq names its product omega-3 fatty acid desaturase, endoplasmic reticulum-like. Gene Ontology annotation, molecular function: oxidoreductase activity, acting on paired donors, with oxidation of a pair of donors resulting in the reduction of molecular oxygen to two molecules of water. The coding region runs from base 99 to 1439 and encodes 446 amino acids. NCBI's taxonomy places the organism in Eukaryota, Viridiplantae, Streptophyta, Magnoliopsida, Brassicales, Cleomaceae. The transcript has 8 exons. The record is from RefSeq and is a predicted model, not a curated record. Gene Ontology annotation, biological process: lipid metabolic process.
AAAGGAGAAUCUAUAACAUCCCCUCUCUCUCUUUUCGACUCUCGCCUUCUCUAAUUUCCGGGGGGAGAGAGCGAGAGAGAGUUGUCUGAGGAUUUCCCAUGGCGGCUAUCUUCGUCUCGUCUCCAUGCGGCGUCAAGCCCCUCCCUUCUCCUCUCCUUUGCCCUCGUAAAACCCUAAUUUCCUCUACCCAUCUCGAUUUGAUCCGCCGGAGGAAUAUGGGUCUCCCGGCGGUUCAGUCGCCGGUGAGGAGCCUGAGAGGGAAGAGCUACUUGCUCAGGGUUAGCAUUCCGGCGAGUUUCGUGACCGCGGUAGACGAGGAGGGACAGAGCGUCGGAGCCGUGGUGGCGGCGGCGGAGGAGUUCGACCCCGGCACUCGUCCGCCGUUCAGCCUCGCCGACAUCCGCGCCUCCAUACCGAAACACUGCUGGGUAAAGGACACGUGGUGGUCGAUGAGCUACGUCGUCAGGGACGUGGCGGUGGUGCUUGGCCUGGCGGCGGCGGCGGCGUAUAUCAACAGCUGGCUGGUCUGGCCGAUGUACUGGGCGGCUCAGGGGACAAUGUUUUGGGCUCUCUUCGUUCUCGGACACGACUGUGGGCAUGGAAGUUUCUCGAACAAUCCGAAGCUGAACAGCGUGAUGGGUCAUUUUCUGCACUCGUCGAUCCUCGUUCCUUACCACGGAUGGAGAAUUAGCCAUAGGACUCAUCAUCAGAACCAUGGGCAUGUGGAGAAUGAUGAAUCUUGGCACCCUCUGCCGGAAAAACUGUACCGCUGUUUAGAUACAGCAACGAGAAUUUUGCGAUUCACGGUGCCUUUCCCAUUGCUCGCCUAUCCUUUAUAUCUGUGGCGUAGAAGCCCUGGCAAGGCUGGAUCUCACUUUGACCCCUCCAGCGACUUAUUCAGCCAGAACGAGGGAAAAGACAUUAUUACGUCCACGCUUUGCUGGACGGCCAUGGUUGGUCUGCUCGUGGGGUUAUCGUUCGUGAUGGGUCCGAUCCAAGUGCUUAAGCUCUAUGGAGUCCCAUAUUGGAUUUUCGUCAUGUGGCUGGACUUUGUGACUUACUUGCAUCACCACGGACAUGAAGAGAAACUUCCUUGGUACCGUGGGAAGGAAUGGAGUUACUUGAGAGGCGGUCUCACAACGCUUGAUCGAGAUUACGGGUGGAUAAACAACAUUCACCACGACAUCGGGACACAUGUUAUCCAUCAUCUAUUCCCUCAGAUCCCUCAUUACCAUCUAGUGGAAGCUACUGAGGCGGCAAAGCCAGUGCUCGGAAAGUACUACAGAGAGCCAGAGAGAUCAGGGCCAUUGCCGUUCCACCUAUUUGCCAUUCUCAUCAGAAGCUUAGGAAAGGAUCACUAUGUGAGUGACACAGGCGACAUCGUUUACUACCAGACCGACCCUCUACUCGCCAGCUCAUCAUCAUCCCUGUCGGACUGAGCCGUUACUUUUGAAACCGAUUUUGACCGAUGUGUUUGGCAAAGUGUACAUUGUUUCAUUCUUUCUGGAGGGAGGGGGAAUGAUGUUCUUAUACUUUGGUGAUUGGUCGUUUUAAGCGAUAAAAUGACAGUAUACUUCUUUUAAG